AUGUGGUCGUUUUUUUUUGUUUUUUUUGGAGGGGGGCGCCCAAAAUUCUGCUGUAAUCUUCUUCCUUUAUUUUUUCUUUCUUUCCUUCUUUCUUUCUUUCUUUCUUUUUUUCUUUUCUCUGCAAGUUUGUUGAUAUCAACUACUGUCUCUUUACUCUUUCUAUCUGGUUUCCUUAAAUUUCCUUCGUUUUUUCCUUCUUUCUUUCCUGUCUAUUCUCUCUCUUUCUCUCUCAUUCUUAUUUCUUUUUCACCCCCUUUCUUCAUUCAUCCUACCCCCUCCAAACUCACACAUAUACUUGUCAUUUCUUUUCUUCUUUUAUUUAUUCCCUUUCUCGCUUCGUGCUUUUUUAAAAAUUUCUUUCUUUCUUUCUUUCUUUCUUUCUUUCUUUCUUUCUUUCUUUCUUUCUUUCUUUCGUUCUUUUUCACCAGUCCUUUCUUCGUCCAUCACUACUUCCUUCAUAUUGCAUCUCAAUCGCCGCCGCCGCCGCCAACGACAACGACAACGACGACGACACAUCUUUUUUAA
Molecule: messenger RNA, 525 nt
Organism: Acanthosepion pharaonis
Lineage: Eukaryota; Metazoa; Mollusca; Cephalopoda; Sepiida; Sepiidae
Source: the annotation of a GenBank genome assembly